Ooceraea biroi (clonal raider ant) is the source of this 1823-nucleotide messenger RNA. RefSeq lists its product as uncharacterized. Gene Ontology annotation, biological process: detection of chemical stimulus involved in sensory perception of smell; sensory perception of smell. Gene Ontology annotation, cellular component: plasma membrane. The record is from RefSeq and is a predicted model, not a curated record. NCBI's taxonomy places the organism in Eukaryota, Metazoa, Arthropoda, Insecta, Hymenoptera, Formicidae. Gene Ontology annotation, molecular function: olfactory receptor activity; odorant binding.
UAUUCCGCAGUCAAGUGCGAUGUUUCAGCGAUCGCGAAACAUGACUUGUAUUAGAAAGCGAUAUUUCAAUUGGAAUCGGAUACUACUCCUCCCUUUAGGAUUGUGGCCUGACAAGGAAACAAAAUUCACUCGUUUUCAGGCAAGAUUGUUUUGCUGUUUUGUGAUGAGCAACAUCGCAUUUCAGUUCUCAAGACUCUUCAAGACAGAAUGUGGCAUUGAGCAUGCUAUCAGAAUAAUCUGUUGCGCAACUUUCUUUGUUAUGCUCAUGAUUAUGUGCAUCUGCUUGUGGAUUAACAUGAAAACUAUAAAAUAUUUCUUGGACCAAUUGCAAUACAUCUACGAUGAGCUAAAAGACAAAAACGAAAUUGCUAUCUAUGAAAAAUACGGAUACUUUGGGAAACGUCUUACGAUUACACUGAUAGUACUUCUUAUGUGCGGUGUAUUUACUAAUUGUGUCAUGAUAUAUUCGCCAUACAUUCUUGACGUCGUCAUGCCGAAAAAUGAAUCUUACACAAUUCACAUGAUGGAAAUGGUGACCAAGUACUUCAUUGUAUCAGAAAAGUAUUAUUUUUUAUUUCUUGUGCACCUAAACGUAACCUGUUCUGCAGAAUUGAUUGUACUCAUAGCGACGGCAACAAUGCUGAUGUCGGUUUUCAAGCAUAUCUGUGGAAUGUUUGAGAUUGCCAGCUACCGCAUUGAGCAAGCAAUGACGAUCGAGUUGUUACGUGAUCAUAAUACGAAAAAUGAGAUUAUAAUUUACAAGAAGAUAAUCUAUGCCGUAGACAUACAUCACAAAGCCAUGCAAUUCGCAAAAUGUUUCAUGAAUAAAAUUGAAGGAUCAUUCUUCUUUUUGAUAAUAGCUACUGUACUUUGCUUGAGUUUCAAUCUGUUUGGAAUAUUUCACAUUGAGUCACCUCUGGAGGAAAAGGAAGAAGUUUUAUUACACCUUCUUGCUAUUUCAAGUAUGCUCGUGGGUUUGUUCCUAGCUAAUUAUACUGGACAAGAAAUUACAGAUCAUAGCAAUUCUGUAUAUGUAACCACCUUAUUUCUUUAUAGAUACAACGUUUCAUGAUAUUUAGCACCGAUACGUAUACAGAAACUGGUACUGUUUCUAUUACAAAGGGGCAGUAAAAUUUUCACCCUGGAUGUUGGUGGAUUAUUUUCAGCAUCUUUAGAAUGUUUCGCAACACUGUUGAGUGCAUCAGUAUCUUACUUCACCUUCAUGUAUUCAAUGCAGUAAGAACAAGUAAAACUCUUGUGUGACAGAAUAGAAUAGCAUUUAGCAUUAGUAAUUAUAAUAGUAUAGAUAGAUAUAAAAUACACAUUUAUCCUUCUGUUUGUAUGUUUAAUGUAAAAUGUUGAUAGCGUUACUACUACAUAUAUCGCACCUUGUAUAUAUAAGGGUGGAUCUUAACUAUUCUUGGUAACAAAAUUUUUCGAACUUCUUUUCGAGCUUUGUAACGUAUUUUAAACCUUAAAGUUAUCACUUUAAAUCUUAAAUGACGGGAACAUAUUUGAAUCUAAUGUUGAAUCUAAAACGGUGUUACGAUUGAUUAAAGGUAAAAGCACGGAAUUACAUGCCGUUCCAACAAGAAAAAAUAAUAUACAGACUUAGUAUUGGCAAUUAAUAUUUAAAAAGAAGUAUGUACAAAGAGUGAGAUAUAUUUAUAACAGACAUUUUCGCUUGGUUUGUUGCACGCGUAUAAGAAGAAAUGAAAAGUCGAAUAAAUAAAAUAAUAAUUCCAAUAUUAAAUAUAUUUAAGCACAGCACGUGUAACAAUAUCUCGUUAGACCAAUAAAGAAACAUGAAACGUUAUAAUAAA